Aureobasidium pullulans EXF-150 is the source of this 899-nucleotide messenger RNA. RefSeq lists its product as uncharacterized. The transcript has 4 exons. The coding region runs from base 57 to 515 and encodes 152 amino acids. The record is from RefSeq and is a predicted model, not a curated record. Lineage: Eukaryota; Fungi; Ascomycota; Dothideomycetes; Dothideales; Saccotheciaceae.
AGAAGUACCUCCUUCUCUCUGUCAUCCAUUUGAAUGGCUUUGAGAUGAGUACACAGAUGGCAGAACUGGUCUCCAGCAGAUGGCCUCCUGCUAUGGGCGAUCGUCCCACCAGCGCGCAAGAGAUCCUCAAGACAUACGACAAGAUUCUGCACCAGCCUAUGGCUGAAACCCCUUUCAAGACGCCCAAGAUUUCCAAGAGCGUCAAGACAACCUCCAAACCUAACAUCGCUUCGCCAUUCAGCCUUGUUCGCCCCAAGAAGAGCGUCCAAUCAACUCAUAUGGCUAGCCACGAUCUCGACUCCUGUCAACAACCCGAUCACCUCUCACAGGCCUCCCGCAAGCCUGACAUUGUGCCAUUUAGCCCUGUUCACCCCGAAAGCCAACCCAUUCGCAAGCCCAUUUACGUGCCUUUCGACAAUGACUAUGACAUUGAGCAGUCAGACGAUGAUGAGAAGAACCAGCAGCGCUCACAAUUUCCUGAAGAAACGCCGUCCAAGAAGCAGAGAACAGAGUAGAUACAGACAGGCCCUGUUCGUUUUCACUUAAAUUCUAUGUCACAUAUCGAGAAUGGGAAUGACGAGUUUGGAAAAAAGACUGAAUUGUGCGAACAUGUGGCUGGUGAAAAUGGAAGGAACAACCAAAGCGGAGAGCGCGCCUUCUCUACGAACGAUCGAUGACGAUAUUGCAUGUUAGUUGUUGCUUUGCUUCUUUCUUUUCUCUCAACCUACCAAAUACAUCUCCAUCAUGUUUUCGUGUUCCCUCAUCGUGUUGGCGCUGGCCGUUGGCGACCCUCACAUCCUCACUUCACUUGAAUCCUGUCCUGCGAGAUCUGUCGAUACCGCCAUUCACUCACUUUCAAAAUGGCAUCGGGGCGUCAAAGCUUCCAUUCACAAUCCAGU